AUGUCAGCCUCAAAGACACAUCCUGUCGUUAUAGUCGGAGGAGGUCCAGUCGGACUUUCAGCUUCGAUCUUGUUAUCUCUUCGCAACAUCCCACAUGUCCUCUUCGAACGACAUCCCGGCACCUCGAUUCACCCAAAAGCAUGUGGCAUAAACCAAAGGACCGGCGAAAUCUUUCGCCAGAUGGGAGUGGAAGAGGAGGUUAACGCCAACUCAGCUCCUCAAAACACAUGUUCCAAGACCGCUUGGUUUACGUCACUGGGACCAACUGGUCGGAAGAUUGUGUCUCGCGACGCCUGGGGUGGGGGAGCGUACGCCGACGAAUACGAGGCAGCAAGCCCAAGUAGAUAUGCUAUGUUGCCGCAAAUACGUCUCGAGCCUAUUCUCGCUCGACGAGCAAAAGAGCUAAACCCUGAUGGUGUCAAGUUUGGUGCCGAAGUCACCGACCUCGUGGAAAAGGAGAACCACGUGGAAUUAAGAGUCGAGUAUAAAGAUUGCUCAAGAGCUAUUGAUACUGUCAAAGCUUCCUAUGUUAUCGCAGCCGAUGGCGGGAGAUUGGUGAGCGACAAACUUGGGAUUGAAUUACACGGAGAGAAGGACAUUGUCGACAUGGUAACCGCACACAUCCGAGCGCCAAUUGCCGCGCAGCACCCCGAACCACAAGCAUUCAUAACCUGGUUCAUCAAUCCAGAGAUGGGUGGCAGUAUCGGGACUGGCUACAUGUACCAUCUUGGUCCAUAUCCCAACAAGCCAGAGACGGAAGAAUGGAUGUUUGCCUGUGGCAUCCUCCCCGACGACCCUAAAAAGUUCGACGAUGCAGCAAUGAUUGCACGCCUGAAGAGAAGCAUCAACAUCCCAGAUUUGCAAGUCGAAGUUCUGAGUUUGAGCCAUUGGUUCGUGAACGCCAUCUCGGCGGAACGGUAUCGGAGUAAGCAAGGCCGUAUCUUUUUAGUCGGAGAUGCCGCGCACCGUGUACCGCCUUGGGGUGCACUUGGUUUGAACACCGGGGUCCAGGAUGCCAACAAUCUAGUGUGGAAGCUGGCCCUGAUGCUCGAAGAUAAGGUGUUGGGCAUUAGCAAAAACACAUCGGUGGCGGAGAACAUAAAGGCGGUCGAGGUCCUUUUUGAUAAGAGUCACCCAGGCCAUAACCAGAUGCAUUCGGAUGUUCAGAAGGCGCAAUCGAUUCUCGACACCGAGUUCAAGGCACCAGGUGCGGAGGUUGGCUGGUUUUAUCCUACCGCUGAUAUCUACAACGAGGGUCAGGACAAUCUGCAUGAUGGUCAAUUGGACGAGCAUGGGAAUCUGAAUACCGGAAAGUACUGCCCUUCGACUAUACCCGGACAUCAUCUUCCUCAUAUGUGGCUACGCAAAGGCGACCGUAUUGUCUCUACGCGCGAUCUUCUAGCGCUAAACAAUUUCGUCCUCUUCACGGCAAACCCUACGGCGUGGAAAGAUGUAAAGAGCGCCAUGGUUGAUAUUGUCGCAAUUGACAAUGAUGAUUGGGAAGAUUUGGAUAGCAAAUGGAGACAUCUAUCAGGAGUAGGAGACGAGGGAGCUGUUCUCGUGAGGCCAGAUGGCAUCGUUGCGUGGAGAAGCAAAUCGACUGAAGGGAACAGCGCAGAAGAGAUGGCUACAGUUCUUGCGAAGGUACUUCGACUUCCGUCCAUAUCAGAACAUUAA
This is a messenger RNA of Parastagonospora nodorum SN15, 1677 nucleotides long. RefSeq lists its product as hypothetical. The coding region runs from base 1 to 1677 and encodes 558 amino acids. The record is from RefSeq and is a predicted model, not a curated record. Lineage: Eukaryota; Fungi; Ascomycota; Dothideomycetes; Pleosporales; Phaeosphaeriaceae. Gene Ontology annotation, molecular function: FAD binding. The transcript has 2 exons.